AUACGUAAUUUACGUCUCGGCACAAUCACAUGCAGCGGAUCACAUUGUGACGAUACGGUUGCACUUCAACAGCAGGAAUUUUUUGUGUACAAACAACUCACUGAAUCAGUAAAUUGUUUGCAAUCUACCUCACUCUAUCUGAGACAGCACCAGCCGAAUCGAGUCCGAAUGUACAAUACAGUUUGUCAUUGUGUUUGCUGGGGUAGACAACAUUAGCAUAUUCUUCUUUCUGCGGAUAUGGCGCAUAUAGAUCAGUCGAAUCGUGUACCUAAAAAUGAUACGGAUGUUUCAAUUUACAUGAAAAGUCUUCUGAAUGACGCAGGAACAAUACCAAUCGAUGAAGAUGUUGACAGCUAUGAGAUUAGUUUGCCUCCGUGGUACGACGAAGAAAAAUUCAAACGGGGUCAACAGUUUUUCAAUCGUAAUUUUGCCGCCACUAUGGCUGCUGCACUAUGUGGAUUAGUAAGCGUGUUCGCCAUACCGUCCAUUCUGGAAGUAUUGAUCUUCACGAACAGAUCUUCAACGCCAGUAACUGCAUACAAACGCUACGUGUUGACAAUUUUACAUACGCUCAACUGGUACAGGGAAGCAAUGAAACCUGGUUCCAACUGUUGGAAAUCUUUAGAAUACGUUCGACGGAUCCACGCGGUAAGUAGUAAGCAAGCUAAUACCAAACAUCCAAAGAUGCUUAUAUCACAGAAAGACAUGGCAAUUACCCAGUUUGGUUUCAUAGGUUAUGUCAUGAUAGGUCCACGAAAACUAGGCAUUCAGUAUGACGAAAAAGAAUUGGAAGGUUUUGUUCACCUUUGGAGAACUAUUGGUCAUAUGCUUGGGAUUCAGGAACGAUUCAAUCUAUGUACUGAUAGCGCUUCGAAAACAUUACGCCGGAUGGAGGCGUUAAACGAACAGAUCGUACGUCCGGCACUGCAGGUUUCCAGUGCUGACUUCGAACAAAUGACUAGAGCGUUAGUAGAUGGGUUGUGGUGCUACAACUUUCUUAUGGAAUACAACACGUUCGUGUUUCUUACCAGAAGGCUUUCGAAUGUUCCUGGUCACUAUUACUGGGAUGACGAGCAACGCGACACUCCUAAGGCGUUGUAUGAAGAGUUUAGUUGGUAUAGUCGGGCAAUGUUGAACUUCACGCUGGUUUUACACGAGAUUUUUUUGAAUUACACCGUACUUCGAUGGUUUUUUAACUGGUACGGAAAAAUUAACAUAAUCGUGAAUUGGUAUUUUCCAUGGUUGGCUAUGUUGAGCUACGGUAUUAAAAAUGCCUACGUUAGAUUGGUGUACUAGAUAAUGUCUGUAAGAAGAAAAUAUAUAUAUCAGUGAACGAAAGAAUAAAUAAAAUAUCCAUGACUUUUAUAAACUGUAA
Molecule: messenger RNA, 1375 nt
Organism: Malaya genurostris
Lineage: Eukaryota; Metazoa; Arthropoda; Insecta; Diptera; Culicidae
Exons: 6
Coding region: 238-1296 (352 amino acids)
Molecular function (GO): oxidoreductase activity
Source: RefSeq, a predicted model, not a curated record